CAACAGCGACCAAGGUUGCCUAUCUUCAUCUACCUUGGACAGGCUAUUCAGCGGUGCCCUAGAAGAUCUUCGAACGUGCGGUAAGACCGCUUCUCUAGUCUGGCAGAGCUCAGGCCGCUCAAGUCGCGCCCAGUGCUCUGUCUCGCAGGGACGAAGGCGCAAACGCCAUCAUGGCCGGAAGCAGCGCGAACAUCUCGUCGAAGAAUUAUUGGAUGGCGUACAUUGGUCAGCGAGCAGCAUUGAGUCUCGUUGGUCCACCUAAAUCCUUCUACUUGGGAAAGCAGAGAGAGCAUCGCGUCUUGCCAAUUCCGACACGGCACGGAGAUGUUCAGUGCUGGGUGUACGACGCGGCGCCGGGCACGAAGCUGAACACGCACACCGAUCAGUCUCGGGGCACAGGCGCUCCCAUCCACGUCAGCAUCCACGGAGGGGGCUGCAUCUUGUCGUCACCCUGGGAAGACGACCACAUCAACUCUCAUUUGGCUGGACUCGGCAUGGUGGUGGUCAGCCCGGUCUACUCGUGCGCGCCGCAAAAACGCUUUCCGGUAGCUGAAGAGGAAGUCUAUGAUGUCUGCAAGUGGCUGAGCACGAAGAGUCGCGAAGCGCACGGAUGGGACAGCAGUCGAAUCUCGGUCAGUGGCUUUAGCGCUGGUGGCAAGCUUGCUCUGAAUAUUGCUCAGCAGGCACAUGCGGAAAGUAACGAGACUCUGCGACUUCGAGCAUUGGCACCCUACUUUACAAUGUUCGACGUGACGCGCUCCAAGCGGCGCUCGAAGCACAGUAACAUAUUCCCAGUCGUACCCGCGUGGCAGCUGGCUCUUGUGCAAGCAGUAUAUUUUCCAGACAUCGCUUCCCGCUCCACGCCGCUUGCAUCGCCUUAUCACGAUCCGGCUCUUGCCGAAGCCUGUCGAGGCAUCCCGCUCCUGAUCACGACCGGCGGUCGAGACACUCUUGGGGUCGAAGGCGAUGAGGUCGCACGUAGACUCGGCGAUGCAGGUGUGGAUGUCACGCACAAGUGCUUCGAGGCGGCGGAUCACGCAUACACACACAAAGGCUCCAAAGAGACUGCCCGCGAGUCUAUCAUGAUGCUAGGAGACUUUUUGACCAAACAUCUGAGCCUGGAGUCGUGAGUGCAGGCAGCAAUCAGAAUAAUCAUCGUGCACACGACGUCAAAGCGCCGGUGGAGCCACAUUCCUCGUUUGCGUCGGACAGAAGUCCGAAAUCCGCUCGUUGCUGAUUCACGUGAUUGUUCGCAGUCACCAGCCAAAUCCUUGAUUGGAUGCCCUGCAGCGCCACAGA
Messenger RNA from Ceraceosorus guamensis, 1299 nucleotides. RefSeq names its product alpha/beta-hydrolase. The record is from RefSeq and is a predicted model, not a curated record. The transcript has a single exon. The coding region runs from base 171 to 1130 and encodes 319 amino acids. Gene Ontology annotation, molecular function: hydrolase activity. NCBI's taxonomy places the organism in Eukaryota, Fungi, Basidiomycota, Exobasidiomycetes, Ceraceosorales, Ceraceosoraceae.